This is a messenger RNA of Dermatophagoides farinae (American house dust mite), 1379 nucleotides long. RefSeq names its product beta-ureidopropionase pyd3 (gene pyd3). Gene Ontology annotation, molecular function: beta-ureidopropionase activity. The record is from RefSeq and is a predicted model, not a curated record. Lineage: Eukaryota; Metazoa; Arthropoda; Arachnida; Sarcoptiformes; Pyroglyphidae.
GGAAUCUUUUAAAACUUAUAUUCGACUAUCGAUAUCGCAAUCGAUUAUUUAAUUUUGGCCGAAUGCAACAGUGAUUUAUUGAAUUUUUUUAUAACACGGAAUUAUUUUAAAAGAUGGAUGCGGAAAAAACUCAAUUAACACGAUUGGAGGAUGUGAUUGAAAAAUAUUUGCCCCCAAAUGAACUUUUAAAAGUGAAGCGAAUUCUGUUUGGAGCCGAAACUCCAGUAUUAAACAUUGCCGAAAAAGUUUAUAAUCUUGCUCGUGAGCGUAAUUUCGAGCUUCGUGCUUUCCGUUUUCCAUGUCCAAAAGAACAAUUACGUCCCGCUCGUCUUGUUCGAGUCGGUGUAAUCCAGAAUAAAAUAUGUCGCCCUACAAGCGAUCCUAUUGUCGAGCAGCGACAAUCCUUGCAUAAUCGAAUUGGAGAAAUAUUGAAUGUUGCCAUGAUGUGUGGUGUGAAUGUUUGUUGCUUUCAAGAAUGUUGGACCAUGCCAUUUGCAUUCUGUACUCGAGAACGAAAACCAUGGUGUGAAUUUGCUGAAUGUGCUGAAAACGGACCUACUACACUAUUUCUAAAGAAUUUGGCAGCCAAAUACAACAUGGUCAUUGUUUCGCCCAUAUUGGAACGAGAACCAAAUAGUGAUGUCAUAUGGAACACUGCAGUUGUUAUUUCGAAUCAUGGACAGGUUUUAGGCAAAACCAGAAAAAAUCACAUUCCACGUGUUGGAGAUUUUAACGAGUCCACUUAUUACAUGGAGUCGACAAUAGGACAUCCAGUAUUCGAAACUGAAUUUGGAAACAUUGCCGUAAACAUUUGUUAUGGGCGACAUCAUCCACAAAAUUGGAUGGCAUAUGGCUUAAAUGGAGCUGAAAUGGUAUUCAAUCCUUCUGCUACAGUUGGUGAGCUUUCUGAACCAUUAUGGUCGAUUGAAGCUCGCAACGCUGCCAUUGCAAAUUCCUAUUAUACAUUUGCUAUAAACCGUGUUGGAACAGAAGUGUUCCCUAACGAAUUCACUUCCGGUGAUGGUCAAAAAGCUCAUCGUGAUUUUGGGCAUUUUUAUGGCUCAAGCUAUGCAGCUGCACCAGACGGUUCUCGUACACCAGGAUUAUCGCGAAUACACGAUGGUUUAUUAGUGGUUGAAUUAGAUCUUAAUCUUGGUCGUCAAGUCAAAGAUCAUUGGGGAUUUAGAAUGACCCAACGUUUGGAUAUUUAUGGAAAAUUAUUUACUGAAGUAUCUAAACCAUAUUACGAACCACAAAUCGUACGAAACUUCGAGGAGAAAAAAUCCAAAAGCAAGCAAUAGUUUAAUUAUCAUAUUCAAUUAUUGUUUAUCAUUAUGAAUUUAAAUAAAUUUAUAAAUGUUUUUUUUUCAAAAUCAAAA